Molecule: messenger RNA, 2682 nt
Organism: Athene cunicularia (burrowing owl)
Lineage: Eukaryota; Metazoa; Chordata; Aves; Strigiformes; Strigidae
Gene: UTP25
Product: UTP25, small subunit processor component
Exons: 13
Coding region: 1-2382 (793 amino acids)
Biological process (GO): maturation of SSU-rRNA from tricistronic rRNA transcript (SSU-rRNA, 5.8S rRNA, LSU-rRNA)
Cellular component (GO): small-subunit processome; nucleolus
Molecular function (GO): U3 snoRNA binding; rRNA binding
Source: RefSeq, a predicted model, not a curated record
AUGCCAGACACCGACGUGAAGGAAGAAAUUGAGCUGACCUGGUUAAAUCUGGUGCUUCAGAGGAACAGCCGCUUUCAACCCCCCGCACCCCGGCCGGGGCUGCGGUCACCGCUCCUUUGGCUUUGGGGACUUGCAGGCCGCUCCCGGGCGGGAGCGCGAAGUUCGAGGCUACGGGUUUCUGGAAGACCAGAAGCAACUCAAAUCUGUGAACUGUCUGAGAACUCUGAUAAAUCAAGUGCAGAAAGCGAUUCGGAGACUGAAGUGGAACAGGUCUCUGUGUAUCGUAAGCUUCUGGCUACCCUGAAGACCUCUCCUGAGUCUGAGAGUGAGGAAGAGGAAGAUGAAAGUGAGCCAGAAGAACCUGGGGAAAGUGAGACAGAAAUGGACAGAGAAGGGUCCCAGGACAGCGGAGAAGGAGAGGGGGGUGAAGAGGAUAAGAAUGGUGUACCAGAGCAGGAACAAGCUACAGACACAGCAGAGCAGACGCUUGACCAGGAGCAGGCUGAUGGCGCAGAUACCUCUUGUGACCCAAGUCAUGGAGUAAUUGAGGAGUUUACUGAUGUGAAACAUGAAUCUGAAUUUAGCUUGGAAACCAAUUUCAUGGAAGAGGAGAGUGGAGAUUGCAAUGCAGAUAAGAGAGACAGCAAUUCUUCACAAGCUUCUUCAGAAGAUCCAUUUAAACAGCACAUGGACAAAGAACUUGAAGAAAAAGAAGUAGAAAAACUGUCUACACUUCCUAAAACUUCGACUCAGAGCAAGUGGGCAAGGCUAGGCCAACUAACUUUUUCUUCCACUGUGGAGACAAAUAAAACAUUGAAAGCAGACAAAGAAGUUGCUGCGAAACAGCUUUAUCUUCACAAGCCUUUAGAAUCCACUUGGCCGAAAGUGAAUAAACAAUUUCUCUCCUCGGUGAACAAACCAAGCGAUCCCUCUUUCACCCCAUUACAAAGAGAGCUAUUCUGUAUCAUGAAUACAUACCGGGACUUGUUCUAUCCAGAAAGAAGUGCUUUAACAAAUGGAGAAGAAAUCCGGCAUGCUUACUGCUUGCACGCCUUGAACCAUGUUCUGAAGGCAAAUGCCCAGGUGCUCAGCAACAAUGCCAAACGGAGAGACCAAAAGCCAGGGACUGACAGCGAGGACUACAGGGAUCAGGGGCUCACUAGGCCUAAGGUACUGAUGAUAGUGCCCUUCAGGGAAUGUGCUUUGCGAAUUGUGCAUAUUUUAAUCAGUCUUCUUGAAGUCAAUGACAAAAGAAAAAUAGAUGUGAGUAAUAAAAAGCGCUUCAAAGGGGAGUUUGGCUCUGACCCGGAAGAGAAGCCUCCCAACCUGAAAAGACCUGAAGAUUAUGAAGCCGUCUUUGCUGGCAACAUUGAUGACCACUUCAGAAUUGGGGUUGCAAUUCUUCAGAAGAGUAUGAGACUUUAUGCACCAUUUUACUCAUCAGAUAUCAUCAUUGCCUCUCCCCUGGGUAUGAGGACUAUUAUUGGUGCAGAGGGGGAGAAGAAGAGAGAUUUUGAUUUUCUGUCAUCAAUAGAAAUUCUCAUCAUUGAUCAAGCAGAUAUUUACCUGAUGCAGAACUGGGAACACGUUCUGCACCUGAUGAAGCACAUUAACCUGCUGCCUCUGGAUUCCCAUGGGGUAGACUUUUCCCGAGUGCGAAUGCUGAAUCUCAAUAACUGGUCCAAGUACUAUCGCCAGACACUGCUGUUCAGUGCUCUCCAGGAUCCCCACAUUAACUCUGUCUUCAACAAACACUGCUUCAAUUACGUGGGGCAGGUGGCUGUCCGCAACGUACCGCUCAGUGGCUCCAUUAGCCACGUUAUGGUCCAGCUUCCUCAUGUUUUUCGGAGGCUAGAAGCUGAAAAUUUAACUUCUGUAGUAGAUACAAGGUUUCAGUUUUUCAUCGACAAAGUUUUGCCUGAGUACCGUGAUGCCAUCAUGUCACACACGCUCAUUUAUGUUCCAUCGUAUUUUGACUAUGUGCGGCUUCGAAACUACUUCAAGAAAGAGCAGCUGAAUUUUACUUACAUUUGUGAAUACACUAAGAAGGCUGCUGUCUGCAGAGCAAGACGGUUCUUUCUCAAGGGAGAGAAGCAGUUUUUAUUGUUCACUGAGCGCUUCCACUUUUACAAAAGGUAUACGAUAAAAGGCAUUAGGAACCUCAUUUUCUAUGAGUUACCAACGUACUCCCACUUCUACAGUGAGAUUUGUAAUAUGUUGAAGGCCACAGACAGUGGUGUGGAUGCUACCUGGACCUGUACUGUGCUCUACUCCAAGUAUGAUGCUCAGAAAUUGGCCGCAGUGGUUGGCAUAGAUCGCACAGCUCAGAUGCUACAGUCCAAGAAGAACGUGCACCUCUUUGUUACAGGAGAAAAUGAAUAAGUGAUAUUGCAGACUAGAUGAUUGGAUGGACCUGGAUUUUAUUCCUAAUGCACCUUUUGAUGUUGCUUUUUUAAAAUGUAUUAAAUUUUUUACUCCCUUUUACUAAGUAUUCUGUUGAAAUUGUUCAUAUGGUAUUAAAUUUUAUAUUUCAGUACUCUGCCCAACAAGAAACAGAAGAUGUUAUUCAAGAAAGCAGAGGUUGGGGGUGUCUUCUAUACAGAAACAAAAUCAAUCCGCAACUGUUAUUCUUGUGUAUUGAAAAACUCACUGGUCAGUAAAGAUUUAUGCUGUGAUAAAUAA